Culicoides brevitarsis is the source of this 1143-nucleotide messenger RNA. RefSeq names its product cuticle protein 5 (gene Cpr92F). The coding region runs from base 78 to 743 and encodes 221 amino acids. NCBI's taxonomy places the organism in Eukaryota, Metazoa, Arthropoda, Insecta, Diptera, Ceratopogonidae. The transcript has 5 exons. The record is from RefSeq and is a predicted model, not a curated record.
AAACAGUCCUAGCCACUCUAGGAGGUUUCCUCAAGAAAUAAUUCAAGCUUGAAUAAAAAAAAAAUAAAAUAUCCAAAAUGAAAUCAAUUAUCUUCUUUGUAGCCACCAUUGCCACGGUCUUGGCAGUUCCAUACUACCCAGCACUCCAAGUGUACUCAAAUGGAGCUGUAGCACCCGUUGAGACCCCCGAAGUUCAACAUGAGAAGGCAAAACACUUUGCUGCCCAUGCCGAAAGAGCCCAUGGAUAUGCCCCAAUUGCUCACUAUGCUGCUCCUCAUGCCUAUGGAUAUCACGUCCCUGUCAUCCACAACGGCGUCCCAGUUGACACACCCGAAGUGCAACAUGCCAAAGCUGCUCACUUCGCUGCCUAUGCCAAGGCUGCUGCUGGACUCCCAGUUCACGCUCACACUUAUGCUGCUGGACAUUAUCAUGUCCCAGUCAUUGUUAACGGAGUCCCUGUCGAUACUCCCGAAGUCCAACAUGCUAAAGCUGCCCAUUUCGCUGCUUAUGCUAAAGCCGCUCAUGCCCCAGCUCCAGUUCAUCAUGUUGCCCAUGCUGCACACUAUCACGUCCCAGUUAUCCACAACGGUGUUCCAGUCGAUACCCCCGAAGUACAACAUGCCAAAGCUGCCCACUUUGCUGCCGUAGCCAAGGCUGGAGGUCAUGCUGCUGCCCAUUAUGAUCAUGCCCCAUACUAUCACGGCGAUGAUGGUAGCUACAAACCCGACCACAACGGAUAUUAAAUUUAGAUACUUUUAAACAAUUUAUUACGACGAAAUCGAUGCCAAUAUUUCCCAACAUUUCUCUUUUUCUACCCAACUUUAAAUACUGUAUGAUAUAAUUUUAAAAAUUUUCCCCUCUUUUCUCGUCACCAACCAAGCUAUUUCUCCUCAAACGACAUCUUUCAAAGCUAUCUUAUCUAUAUUUCUCAUAUGAAUAAGAAAAAAGUAUAUUGAAUCGCGACACUGUCAGCCGAAGAGUUUCUAAAUGAUUCGCAUAACGUGAUAUUUUUUAGAUAGCUUCCGUAUACAUAUUAAUAACGAAUCAUGUAAUAUCACUGCCUUUUUCGAGAUUAUAAAAAUAUAUGAUACACAAAUGUGAUGAACUUAUAAAAUCUCAGAGAAAAUAUAUAUUUUUUCUUUA